UUACAUGAAAUGGAAUCAAAAAAUGGCAAACACGUCAGUAUUGUCAAAAUUUGUUGUGUCAUGUCUUCAUUGUAUUAUUUUUGUUCCAUAUCAACAUCUGUGAAAUUGUGUAAAAUAUAAUACAAAUCUGAAAAACAGUUUAUAACUGUGCCAGUAAACAAUAAAUUAAUAAUAUUAACGAUGCAUUGGUACGGGGGAAGUAUUGCCGAAGCGGUUGCAUUAUCAAAACAAAGAAAUGCAAUUUUCGUCGUUUUUGUUGAAGGUGAUAAUGAACAGUCAGCAGAAAUGUCUUCAACAAUAGACAAUGUAGCUGUGGAGAAGAGAUUGUCAGAUCCUGAAAACUUCCUUGCCAUCAAGUUGAAGAGUGGAUCAAUAAACUACACACAUUUUGCACAAAUUUAUCAAUUUGUACCUGUGCCUUCCCUUUUCUUCAUCAAUAGAAAUGGAACACCAUUGGAGGUGGUCUGCGCGGGUGUUGAGGCGCAGAACCUGGCUACAAGGAUAGAUAGGAUAAUAGAAGAACAUAACAAAGAUAAGAAGGGAACUGUCCAACCGUCUACAUCUGGACAGAAUCUAAAACAACAGACAGCUAAUCUCAUACAAGCAGAAGCAGGUAACCCUGGCAAUGAAUCGGAACCUGCAGCGCCACCAACCUGUACCACUAGCAAUGAAGCAAAAACAGCAACGCCGUCAACUUCACGAUCAUCAAUUGAUGUUGAACCAGAGACUUCAUCAGGUCCUGCAGCAAAGGUCCCAAAGACCGAGUUCCAUGAGGUGACUCGUUCAGGACAGGAGUAUGAGGUGGUGUGCGACGGCGAUGUGUGUGUGAGGAAGCCCAAGGAAAAGCUGGAGGAGCCUGGACCCAGCACAAAAGAUACACCCGCUAACAAACCUGAAACUCCUGCCCCAACUCCAGUGAGUGCUGUCAGCUCUGAUGAGAAGGUGGAGCGAGCCAAAGAGCUCAUUGAAGCUGUGAAGAAAGAGAAAUUGGAAAAGGAGAAAGAGUUGGAGAAACAGAAAGAGUUGGAACGUCGCGCAGUCGGCCAGGGUGUCACUGAGCUAAAGAAAUGGCAAGCAGAACAAGAACUGAAACAAUUGCAGGAGGAGCGUAAGCGUGAGAAGAUGGAGAAUAAUCUAGCACGACAGCGUAUUUUGGAGCAGAUAGCGCAGGAUCGCGCAGAGAGGCGCGCGCGUGACAUUCCUCCCCCGCAGACCCCACAGCCGCCGCACACGUCACAGCCUUCGCCUCCGCCCUCGACUGUGGGCGAUGGCGGGUCACGUGCGCGGGUGCAGUUCAAGAUGGCGGACGGGAACGCGCACACGGCGCACUUUGACGUCGACACUACGCUGCUCGAACUGCGGCGAUAUGUCUCCACUAACUUACAUUUGCGUCAGUCGGAGUUCUCUCUGUGGACGGCAUUCCCGCGCCAGGAGCUGACGGAGGAAGGGUCCACGUUACGCCAGCUGCGGCUCGCGCCCUCAGCCGCGCUGCUCGUACUGCCGCGCCGCGUGCCCGAUACAGUCGCCACGCCCACAACAUUCUCUAACAUCAUCUCAUUCUUGACACAACUCUUCACAUCGCUGAUACUGGAGCCGUCGCAGCAGUUGUACAUGUGGCUGCGCGCGCGCAUCUACCCCGCCGCCCCGCCCCCCGCCCGCACCACCCCCGCGCCCGCCCCCGCGCCCCCGCACGCGCCCCCGCAGCCCCCGCAGCCCCCGCACGCGCCCGCAGUACGCCGCCGCGGCAACAUACACCGUCUUGCAGGCGACACCAACAACGAUGAUGAUAACAACACCUGGAAUGGAAACUCCACACAGCAGAUGUAACUCGAUGUUAAUUCAUAUUUAUUUUAUUUGUAAGGUGUUUCGGGACCCUGUUGUAUUUUUAUCCAAUAAUUUUAUUUCAUUCCUAAUUACUACGGAAUAACAUGAAUAUGACGUCAUAGCUUGUCAUAAGGCUCACAAUCUAUUGUGCACUCUGACUUAGCUUUGAUUCGAUGUUGGCUACGAGAUUAUCAUGUUAUUGUGCACGCAUUGUACAUGGUAAAAAUUGUUUUCCUUCAUGUUUUAUUAUUUUUAUUUCCUUUC
This is a messenger RNA of Papilio machaon (common yellow swallowtail), 2088 nucleotides long. Its product is annotated as UBX domain-containing protein 4. Gene Ontology annotation, molecular function: protein binding. Lineage: Eukaryota; Metazoa; Arthropoda; Insecta; Lepidoptera; Papilionidae. Bases 181 to 1827 code for a protein of 548 amino acids. The transcript is spliced from 11 exons. The record is from RefSeq and is a predicted model, not a curated record.